Molecule: messenger RNA, 789 nt
Organism: Penicillium oxalicum
Lineage: Eukaryota; Fungi; Ascomycota; Eurotiomycetes; Eurotiales; Aspergillaceae
Product: complex I 24 kDa subunit family protein
Exons: 3
Coding region: 1-789 (262 amino acids)
Molecular function (GO): NADH dehydrogenase activity
Source: RefSeq, a predicted model, not a curated record
AUGGCCUCAAAGCUUCUCCCCAGAGCCAGCCGAUGGCUGCGCCCAUCCUCAAUCCCUCAGUACAGAUCCUUCUCUGUCGCCCCGCAACGGCUAAGCGAUGCGCUCAUGGUGCACCGCAACAAGCCCGAGAACAACCCGUCCCUUCCGUUCAAGUUCUCUGAGCAGAACCUCAAAGUCGUCGAUGAGAUUCUGAAGCGCUACCCUCCCCAGUACAAGAAGGCCGCCGUGAUGCCUCUGCUGGACCUGGGUCAACGCCAGCACGGUUUCACUAGCAUCAGCGUCAUGAAUGAAGUCGCUCGCAUGCUGGAGAUGCCCCCCAUGCGCGUUUACGAAGUUGCCACUUUUUACACUAUGUACAACCGCGAGCCCGUUGGCAAGUACUUUGUGCAGAUUUGCACCACCACCCCUUGCCAGCUUGGUGGCUGCGGCUCCGACGCCAUCGUCAAGGCUAUCAACGAGCACCUGGGCAUCACCCCCGGCCACACCACCGAGGACGGCCUCUUCACUUACAUCGAGGUUGAGUGCCUUGGUGCCUGCGUCAACGCCCCCAUGGUUCAGAUCAACGACGAGUACUACGAGGACUUGACCCCCGAGUCAAUCAAGGCUCUGCUCACUGCUCUGAAGGAGUCUGCUCUUACCGGAGCCAAGGAGCCUGCUCCCGGCCCCAAGAGCGGCCGCAAGACCUGCGAAAACAGCGCCGGCCUUACCAACCUUCAUGAGGUGCCAGAGUGGACCCCCGAGCAGUUCAUGCGCAAGGAUGGCGCCCUGGACGGUGAGACCAAGCAAUAA